Pelmatolapia mariae (spotted tilapia) is the source of this 1125-nucleotide messenger RNA. RefSeq names its product ring finger protein 4 (gene rnf4). The record is from RefSeq and is a predicted model, not a curated record. The transcript has 8 exons. NCBI's taxonomy places the organism in Eukaryota, Metazoa, Chordata, Actinopteri, Cichliformes, Cichlidae. Gene Ontology annotation, biological process: positive regulation of transcription by RNA polymerase II. Gene Ontology annotation, molecular function: transcription factor binding; zinc ion binding. Bases 342 to 911 code for a protein of 189 amino acids.
UAUUCCAGCAGUGUGAUGCUCAGCUGUGAGUUUAACCGCUGCUGUUAAAAACUAUAGAUCUAUCAGCGGGUUAUGGAUGAAAUGGAAAAUGCAGUCAGAAGGAACAUUUACAUGAUCCACUUUGGUCAUGUUUGUUUUCAUGCGUGGUCAGAUGUUUUCUUUCCCUCCCCUUUCAUAAAGGAUGCUCCAGCGUCUCCUAUGCUAAAGGAAGCAAGAUCCCUGUUCCCCUAUGAACAAGGAUCAGAUGGAUUCAUACACACCUGGCUGAGGUGCAGGUACCUGAGCUGUUUCUCUGGUCUCCAUCCUCACCUGUGCCGUGAAGGUGAAUCAUUAAGUCAGAGAUGAGCAGCUCUGUUCAGAGGAAGAGGCGGAGCACACAAAGUCCUCCAGUUUCUAGACACAACGCCAAGAGCGGGAGAGCUGCGAGUACCAGGAGGACGGCGAAUGCCGACAGUGAUCCCACCCCCCCAACAGAGACCAUUGACGUGAUGGACGGUGAAGAGGAGGUGGUCGUGGAUCUCACCUGUGAGAGUGGAGCAGAAGCUGCUGUGGUCGACCUGACUACCAACAAUGACUCUGUGCUGCUGGUGGAUGAGGGUCCUCAGAACUGGAGACCACCUGUACAGAGUUAUCUUGUUAGCAGUGAUGAAGAUGAAGACACACCCCCUGUCCUCAGUGCCACCCUCCUGCCACUGACAAACACCUCCAGGUCAACUCCAGGGACAAUCAGCUGUCCUGUGUGUCUGGACGGAUACUCAGAGAUCGUUGGGAGCGGCCGAUUGGUCGUGUCCACCCGUUGUGGUCACGUGUUCUGCAGUCAGUGUUUGAGAGACUCUCUGACAUCAUCACACACCUGUCCCACCUGCAGGAAGAGACUUACUCACCGGCAGUACCACCCCCUGUAUAUCUGAGACCACAGCUGAGUCCUGCUGCCGUUGGACCACAGGCCAUGAUGUUGAUAUUAAUUGCUGCUGAAUUGUAUUUUUUUUUUUUUUCUUUUUUGUGUGUGCGCCUCUGUUUGGACAUUAAAGUUUUCAGUCAUAGCUGGUAAAUAUUAUGGAUUAAUGAUUCAUGUGUAUUGAUUUGUUUGUUAAAGCUGAAAUAAAUUUUGAUUUGUGUCACUCA